This is a messenger RNA of Papaver somniferum (opium poppy), 2242 nucleotides long. RefSeq names its product galactoside 2-alpha-L-fucosyltransferase-like. The record is from RefSeq and is a predicted model, not a curated record. The coding region runs from base 67 to 1758 and encodes 563 amino acids. Lineage: Eukaryota; Viridiplantae; Streptophyta; Magnoliopsida; Ranunculales; Papaveraceae. Gene Ontology annotation, molecular function: galactoside 2-alpha-L-fucosyltransferase activity. Gene Ontology annotation, biological process: cell wall biogenesis; xyloglucan biosynthetic process. Gene Ontology annotation, cellular component: Golgi apparatus; membrane. The transcript is spliced from 2 exons.
CACUGAAGAAGAAAACUAUUAUAUUUAUUUGAGAUCAUCUUCUCAGAUGAGGAGGAGUUGAAUUUAAUGGAUAUGAAGAGACCAAGGAAGCAAUUAUUAUCACCUGAAAAUUCAUCACCAGAUUCAAAAACUGAUUCAAUUUCAAGAUUUGGAGGGGAGAAGAAGAAUGGGUUUAAUAAAGUGAGAUCAAUGGGGAUCUUAGUAAUGAUAUUACCAGUUUUGGUUUUGAUAUCAGUGGUUUAUCGUAACCCACGAUUCUCUGGGUUUGUACACGCAAGGGAAUUGGAAGUAUUUACUAAUAAAGUUUCAGAAGGUGAUUCAACUAAACCUGUCACUGAACAGAAAGACAAACUCCUCGGUGGACUUCUUAUUGCUGGGUUUGAUGAAGAAUCUUGUCGAAGUAGGUACGAGUCUGCCUUAUAUCGAACAACAUCACCCCACAAACCUUCUACUCAUCUUCUUGACAGAUUAAGGAAUUAUGAAGCUCUUCAUAAACGUUGUGGUCCGUACACUGAAUCUUACAACAAAACAGUAGAAAAGCUCAGAUCCGGAUAUGCCAUUGAACCUACAGAUUGCAAUUACUUGGUAUGGGUAGCGUUUAGUGGCUUAGGGAAUCGGAUACUAACACUAGCUUCAGCAUUUUUAUAUGCUCUUCUCACGAACCGGGUUCUACUUGUUGAUCGAGGUAAAGACAUGGCUGAUCUCUUCUGUGAACCAUUUCCUGAGAUGUCAUGGUUAUUACCACUUGACUUCCCUCUUAAUCAGUUCGACAGUUACGACCAGAAAUUUCCACGGUGUUACGGGAAUAUGGUGAAAAAGAAAAUGCUAAACAAACCAAAAACCUCAUUGCCGCCAUUUAUGUAUCUUCAUUUAGUCCAUGAUUAUGAUGACCAUGAUAAACUUUUCUUCUGUGAUCAAGAUCAAGCUCUUCUUCAGAAAGUUCCUUGGUUGGUCAUGAAAACAGAUAACUACUUUGCUCCAUCACUCUUCUUGAUACACUCUUUCGAAGAAGAAUUGAGUAACCUUUUCCCGGACAAAGGAACAGUUUUCCACCACUUGGGUCGAUAUCUUUUUCACCCAUCAAAUCCUGUAUGGGGAUUGAUUACUAGAUACUACCAAGCUUAUUUAGCCAAUGCAGAUGAAAGGCUAGGAAUUCAAGUGAGGGUCUUCGAUACUGGAGCCGGCCCGUUUCAGCAUGUUUUGGAUCAAAUAUUAGCAUGUGCACUGAAAGAGAAACUGCUUCCAGAAGUUAACAAACGCGAACCAGUUCUUUACCCCACUGGAGAUCGAAAGUCUAAAGCUGUUCUGUUGACAUCUUUAAGUGCUGGCUACUCUGAUAAUAUACGAGACAUGUACUGGGAAUACCCUGCGGUGAAUGGUGAAGUUAUCAGUGUUUACCAGCCAAGCCAUGAAGAAUAUCAACAGACAGAGAAAAAGGACCAUAACAGAAAAGCGUUGGCAGAAAUGUAUUUGUUGAGUUUAACUGACAAGUUGAUAACAAGUUCAUGGUCGACAUUUGGAUACGUGGCGCAAAGUCUUGGUGGAUUGACGCCAUGGAUUCUUACGAAACCUGAAAACAAAACUGUUCCUGAUCCCCCUUGUUUCCGGGACAUGUCAAUGGAGCCUUGUUUCCAUGCACCUCCAUUUUACGACUGCAAAGCAAAAACAGGCACUGAUACAGGCGCGAUUGUUCCUCAUGUGAGACACUGUGCGGACAUGAGCUGGGGCCUUAAAUUGGUUGGGAGGAAUGAAUUCUAACUUCAAUGCAGACGAUUAUUGUUGUUGUCAGAUGUAAGUGAGAGUAGGAAUUUUGAUACUUAGUUAUGUUUGUAUCUAUACAUUAUUUUGUGCAGGAAUCUCAGCUACCUGCUGCAGUGAAGGAACUCACGACCCUAAGAAGACGCAAAAAGUAAUUUGGAGAGGUGUUUUUCGAUGUGGUAUAACUAGGAAAAUUCUUGUCAUUUAUAUCCCAUAAACAUAGAGGAUUCUAGUUUGACGCCGCGCCUUUGUUCAAGUGGUGUGGUUCGGUAAGAGACUGUAACGAGUGUCAAAGCUAACCAGCAUGUUGCUGCUAUAGCUAGCUAAUUUUGGUUUCAAAUUUUUAACAUAGUUUUGCUUGUCAGUUUGUUCCUGGACUUGUUUAUGUUUGGCAGACAACAGAGUAUUUAGCGUAAAAAGUCUGUAUAUCUUGGUUUUCAGAACCCGAAUUUUUUCUCAAGGACUUGAUUCAUAAAGCUCUUAA